AUGGAGGAAAACUCACUCGAGGAACCGAGCUUUCCGUUCGCGAACGUCACAAACGACAGCUCGGGCUGGGAACUCAUGGAGAAAUACAAGCAGAACCAGAAAGUGAGCGAGACGGCGCUCGCGACGCUGGCCUGUUGUUACGCGCUGCUCAUCCUCGUGGGAUCGCUGGGGAACGCCUUAGUCGUCCUCACCGUCGCGCGGAAGCGAGCGAUGAGGACCCCCAGGAACCUGUUCAUCUUCAACUUGGCUGUCUCUGACCUCUUCCUCUGUCUCUUCACCAUGCCUUUCACGCUGUAUCAGGUCACGACCAUGAUCUGGAAUCUCGGCUGGUUCCCGUGCAAGUUGGUCGGAUUCAUGCAAGCGACGAGCAUCUUCGUGUCCACCUUGACCAUCACGGCCAUCGCCCUGGACCGCUGUUACGUCAUCACGAACCCGACGAGGGAGGGCCUCAUGGUACCCGGGGUCCUCAUGGUCAUGGGGGUCAUCUGGCUCGCGGCAAUCACCUUGGCCUCUCCGCUCUUCGUAUUUCAGAAUUUAAUCAGCUUCGAAUUCAACAUCGAAAACUACCCCAAGCAUAUCCAGUUCUGUUUCGAGGACUGGCCCAUCACCCGCGGCAGGGCCAUGUAUUCCAUCUUCUCCUUCGUGUUCCAGUACAUCAUCCCCAUCGCCACCGUGAGCACGGCAUAUACUCAGAUCUACUUCAAGCUCCAGGGCCGACUGGGGACGGGGAUCCUGAAAGAAUCGUCGCAGGCGAGGCAGGAGAGGGAGGACAUACGGAUCCGACGCACCAACAAGCUCCUUCUGUCCAUCGCUCUCAUCUUCUGCGUCAGCUGGCUCCCGCUCAAUUUGUUCAAUCUCUUCGUGGACCUCUUCAAUCCGUUCGAGGAUAAGCAGGAGGAGCAGGCGAUCAUCUUCGCGGUCUGCCACAUGCUGGGCAUGAGCUCGGCCUGCUUCAAUCCUCUUCUCUACGGCUGGCUCAACGAAAACUUUCAGCGGGAAUUUCUCGAGGUAUUCGCCCUGUUACCGUGCAGAAAGCGUCGGCCCCGAGAGAACAAUGUUCAGGAGCCGCGCGCCGAAGAGAUCGAGAUAUCCGAUCGGCAAGAGGUCCUGCGUAACGAUGUGCACCGGUCGGAGCCCGAGCGCCUUCCUCUCAAGACUUGA
Darwinula stevensoni is the source of this 1161-nucleotide messenger RNA. The record is from the annotation of a GenBank genome assembly. Lineage: Eukaryota; Metazoa; Arthropoda; Ostracoda; Podocopida; Darwinulidae.